Fusarium odoratissimum NRRL 54006 is the source of this 696-nucleotide messenger RNA. RefSeq lists its product as uncharacterized. The transcript is spliced from 2 exons. The record is from RefSeq and is a predicted model, not a curated record. Lineage: Eukaryota; Fungi; Ascomycota; Sordariomycetes; Hypocreales; Nectriaceae. Bases 1 to 696 code for a protein of 231 amino acids.
AUGAGCCGAACACAUCCGCCUAACUCACAGAUGGAGGUCUUUGGAGAGCUUGCGAGGAGUCGAGAGAGGUCAUACUCAAACAUGCACACAUCGACGAUUGGCUCAGGGCCCAAGAACAAUACUUUAUCAAAUAUCGGUCGGCUAAUAUCUACGGCACUGAAGUAUGGCGUAUCAUGUAUCAUCAAAGAUUUCGCCAUCGAGUUUGAUCAGAGCUGGUCCAUCAAUCGCCCAGGGAACAUAUACGGCCUAAGUGAAGAGAACUCUGCUCGAGGAUACCUGGAAAAACUACUCUUCGACCGCGCGCAUCACAGAAACUUCGACGGCCUUGAGAACAUCUGGCUUAUCGACAAAGGCGCCAUGUGGUCGAGGCAUCCCCAUCAGUACUACUGUACGUCUGACGUUGAGGGAUUACAAGAAGCCCCAACCCCCGAACAUGAGAUUGUUGCGGUAUAUCGCGGUUGUGAUGCGGAGUAUGUCGAGGUUGCUUGGGAACAGUGCUCUCACAAAACCGCCGAUGGUAUGGCUCCAUCUUCGAAAGGGUUUGUCGAAAAGCUAGGUCUGGAGUCCGACUUCGUCGCCCUUCCUCCAUCGGCCCAAAUGCGGUCAUCCCCUAAAAAGGACUCAGCAACACUGGCCCGACGCUUAGUCCAAGUUGGACAUGGGCUAUUAUUUUCCUCAUUCAACCAUAUUCAAUAG